UUUGCACUGAAUGGCUUGUAACAAAGACCCUAGACUUGGUAUCCUCUCACAAAACACCAACCGGGGCAUAAGUCUAUAAUUGGCGCAUCCUCCCACGCACCUCCAUCUACCUCCAAAUACCCUCGGCCGACGUCCCCCUGGAUAUCAUCGAUCACCAAAUCGGGGAUGGUCAUCACUAUUGUCUUCCCGGGGCAAUCCCGGAUCAUUAUGAAGAACCCAUCCAAAAUGAAGAUGAUGAAGAACCACCAAUCAUACCCGAACAACCCCCACUAAUGCCUGAACAACCACAACCUCAAGCUUUUCACUACACACCUUUCGAGCAACAAAUGCUCGAUAACAUGGCCAUGCUCAACAACAACUACACCCAACUUCGGAAUGAAGUUGGAUUAUAUCGUACGGAGCACAGGCAGAGCUUUGAGAGGAUGGAGGAGCAGCGGCAGGCAGACUGGCGUAGAUAUGAGGAAGACCGCCGGAGAGAUGAGGAGGACCUACGGAGGACCUAUGGUCCUAUUUAUUCCUAUAUGGCGCAUCAGGGUGGAUUUGCAUCUAUGACCACUCCCCCUCCCGCACCCUCUUGGUAUGAUCCCACUGCAUGGGGUUAUUUUGGAGGCUCGAGUUCCGGUGGUGGAGGCGAUGGUGGUGGUUAUGGCGGUAAUCACAUGGAUGAGGACAGACACCAUGGUGGCGGUAUGGGCGGGCACUAGGGACAGUGCAAUGACUCGGCUGGGGGGAGACUGUUCUGGAUCCUAAGGGUGAUGAUGAAAGAGAGUUCGUUGGUGAGAGAACCGAUUUCGAAGACCUCUUGAUGUUGGGGAUAUUUUUUGUAAUCAUUCUGCUUCUAGAUACACUUUAUGGUGGUUGUCUUGAUACUGUUGUUUUGAAGACUUCAUGGACAUGAUUUAUUUUACUCGAGACGAGUAAAAGUUCAAGUGUGGGGGUAUUUGAUAUGCACUAGUUAGUAGUGCAUAAAUGUGUAUUUUUAUAUCUUGUUUUGUGUGGAUUGUUUACCAUUUGUGUGUAGUUGUAAACAUUUGUUUACUUUUUAUUUGUAAGUGUUUUUAGCUUUUAUUUGUGGGUUAGGAAGUUUUGGUAGAAUUGUUGGCAAGGAAAAGGAAGAAAAACAAGGAGAAUGCUGCCCAGAAGUAUAAACCCGACCGAGUAGAAACCUUCACCCGAUCGGGUUUGAAUUAACAUUUGUAGUCUCCAGGAAAUUGCUUGGUCCGGUCGGGCCCUAUACCUCACCCGGUCGGGUGAGACUUGACCGAAGACAACCCGACGUGCUGAAGAACACUAGAACGUGGAAAAUAUUUGAUUCGGACCGGUACCCGGUCGGGUAGAUACUCUACCCGGUCGGGUACUCGGCCAAAGGUGUUGAAAAACACCUAUAAAUAGCACACUUUUCC
Messenger RNA from Cuscuta epithymum, 1403 nucleotides. NCBI's taxonomy places the organism in Eukaryota, Viridiplantae, Streptophyta, Magnoliopsida, Solanales, Convolvulaceae. The record is from the annotation of a GenBank genome assembly.